AUGCUCAGUUUUUUGGUCGUCGGGUUUGCCUUCAUCCUAGGAGGUCUCACCUUUGUACCGAUCCUGCUCGCCGCCCUGCUCGGCUUCCUCUUCUACACUUCCCAGCUCGUACCCGUCACUUCGUCCACCAAGACGGGUAUCCCAGCCGUCCAGGUAACAUCGGAGGAAGAGACCGAACCCGUCACACUUUACCGCGCGGGGUGGCUCAUCGUUCGUCGAACCUACGAACCGUGGCUCGGCAGUAAUGACGGCACGUAUGUCGGCAUGCUCGCGAGCGGGUAUCGGUCCUUCAUGGACAAUCGAUCGAGAGAUCCUCGCCGCACCAAACCCAAGGAGCGAUUCUACGCCGUCCUGAAGCAAAACAUCCUCUUCUUGUUUGAGAACGAGCAACAGCUCGAUUGCUGGGCCGCGAUUGAGGUGUCGGCGCAUAAACUCGUCAUCUACCCCGACGGCACCGGCUUGGACGGCGAGCUCUUUGUCAAGAGGAAUGCCAUCUGCCUCAAGCCGAUCCAAGACGACGACAAUCUUCUUGCGCAGUGCUACGAGGGCGCUGAAGACAAGACCCAUGAUCUGGAGCCCUCGGCGCCGCUUCCGUGGUUUCUCUUUGCGCAGGUCAACUCGGAUAAGGAGGACUGGUUACACUCGCUCGAACAAGCCAGCAAGAUGGGCAGAGGGACGGCAUCUGCUGCAGCGCUAGCCAAGGAUCAAUCUUUGUUUGAUCCCGAUGACAUGGCUCGCCUGGUGGAAGGUAUCGACCAGCAACCAGACUCUAUCCCGAUGCGGUGGUUCAAUGCGCUGCUCGGCCGAAUCUUCUUGGCCGUCUAUCGCACGUCCUCAUUGGAGGAGUACAUCGUCUCACGUAUCGUGCGAAAGCUGAAGCGAGUUAAAACCCCUUCGAUGCUGUCCGAAAUCAAAGUCCGAGAGGUUAACGUCGGAUCCGCCGCGCCAUUAUUCUCAAAGCCGAUGCUCAAGGAGCUGACAGCCGAAGGCGACGCGAGCAUGGAGGUGCAUCUCUCGUACGUCGGCGAUCUCCGCAUCACAAUCGAGACCGUCGCGACGAUCAACCUGGGCUCGAGGUUCAAGCCGUAUUCCGUGCAACUCGUCCUCGCCGUCGUCCUCAAAGAGUUGGAAGGAACAAUGCUGUUCAAGAUCAAGCGACCGCCGAGUAACCGACUUUGGUUCGGAUUUACUUCUAUGCCGAAGAUGAAGUUGAGUGUCGAACCCGUCGUUUCGACGCGUCAGAUUAAGUGGAGCAUGAUUACGAGCCCGAUCGAGUCGAGGCUGAGAGAGGUCGUGAGUGGGCUCAUCUUUGCUAAUCUGUUCUGGAACACAGUUUGACCAAUUCUUCUGA
Molecule: messenger RNA, 1351 nt
Organism: Microbotryum saponariae
Lineage: Eukaryota; Fungi; Basidiomycota; Microbotryomycetes; Microbotryales; Microbotryaceae
Source: the annotation of a GenBank genome assembly